Molecule: messenger RNA, 519 nt
Organism: Papaver somniferum (opium poppy)
Lineage: Eukaryota; Viridiplantae; Streptophyta; Magnoliopsida; Ranunculales; Papaveraceae
Exons: 1
Coding region: 1-519 (172 amino acids)
Source: RefSeq, a predicted model, not a curated record
AUGGCGUUAAGGAUUUCACUAAUUUCCCCCAAAUUCAAUAGAAAACCCUCAAAUAUCCAAACCGAACUAUCCCUCUUACCACCACCAAACCCUAUGAACAGAAGAAGCACAUUCCAAGUUUCUUGCAGCAAGAAAAAAAUCAGUGAUGCAGAGAUUGCAAUCGAUUUAGCAACAGAGAUUGCAAGAAUAAAGAUCCCUGCAAUACAGAGAAAAGAAGCCAUGAAUAAAAGCAAGGAGCUUUUAUUUGGAGAGUUUUGUCAGUACCUAAGUCAGAAACCAGAAGAAGUGGAACAGAAAUGGAGAGAUAUGGAUGAAACAGAGAAGAUGGGUUUAGUGAAAGGGUUUGUUUCUGAAUGGAGUUUAUCAUUUCAUCCUUUAUCUUCAAGGUCUGUUAAAGACAUGCUGGAAGAACACUUGAAAAAACAAGUAGAAAACCCUUCUGUUAGUUUAUCAUCUUCUCCUUCUCUAAUGUUUCCUAGUUUGAAGAAAAUUCUGGGCAUGACCCAAAACGGUAUGUAG